This is a messenger RNA of Fusarium proliferatum ET1, 960 nucleotides long. RefSeq lists its product as uncharacterized. Gene Ontology annotation, molecular function: zinc ion binding; DNA-binding transcription factor activity, RNA polymerase II-specific. The transcript has 6 exons. The record is from RefSeq and is a predicted model, not a curated record. The coding region runs from base 1 to 960 and encodes 319 amino acids. Gene Ontology annotation, biological process: regulation of DNA-templated transcription. Lineage: Eukaryota; Fungi; Ascomycota; Sordariomycetes; Hypocreales; Nectriaceae.
AUGCAUUGUGAUAACAAGUAUCAGUUUCGGCAAUCCCUCUCGAUUGCCUGGUACUGGUUUCCAGCGGGUGCUGCAUGUUCUGUCAUCGGUCUUUUUGGGGAGUACCUAUUCAAGAAGAUCGGGGACUGCAAUGGCUGUUGUGACAUGAGGAUCUCGCGUGGCGUCGACAAUCCGCGCAGCAUUGAUCAGAGGUCUUGUGCCUUGAGUCUUCCUACGGCCGAUGUUAAUCUUUCUUUACCGUACUGUUGCGACAUCUGCUCAAGUAGAAUGACAGCCAAGGCAGACGCUUCUGAGAGUGCCAAGCCAAAGUACAGACGUGCAUCUGCUCGUAAGGUUCGAACAGGCUGCAGAACAUGCAAGAUCCGACACAUAAAAUGCGAUGAAAGUCGCCCUCAGUGCCGUCGCUGUCUCACUCAUGGAGUGAUCUGUGAUGGUUACGCGCCAAUCAAGCCAAAAGUCUCACCGAAAAAACGGGACCAAGAGAAGAGUACGGUCGAGGCCUGUCAGGAUUGUGACACACUGCCUCCAGCUCUCUGCUAUACGCCUUUGCUCCCCCCAGUACUCUUGAUGAAACAAUGUUCGAUGCCCAGGCGCAACCAAAGUGUUGUCGUUCUAGAAGAACUGCAUCAUUCGUCGCUUCCCCUAUCUUUGGCGUCCCGUGUCGCAGAGAACCCGGAUUCAGAGCUGGCCCCGAUUAAGAAACAGCUACCACUUCGAAAUGACACAAAGCUUCCGAGUAUUGCCGAACUCGUUCAAUGUACUACGAUAUCGGCGACAUCCAGCCAGGGGUCUAUACCCCGGGUUAGUCAAGGCUUUUCACUACCAAAACUUGCCGAUUUCUUGAUAGAAUCGGCCGGAUCAUCGCGUUUAAUAUCCCUGGAUCGAUCUUGUCACGGAACAGACUACGAUGGCAGCGCCCUUCUUCCACGUCUUCGUCAACCCUUUCGCAGUCCGCUAUAG